Molecule: messenger RNA, 1713 nt
Organism: Penicillium expansum
Lineage: Eukaryota; Fungi; Ascomycota; Eurotiomycetes; Eurotiales; Aspergillaceae
Product: alpha-keto acid decarboxylase family protein
Exons: 1
Coding region: 1-1713 (570 amino acids)
Molecular function (GO): magnesium ion binding; thiamine pyrophosphate binding; carboxy-lyase activity
Source: RefSeq, a predicted model, not a curated record
AUGACUCGAAACACAUCCUCAGAAGACUCAAUCAAAACUGCGGACUACCUUUUCACCAGACUCUGCCAGCUGGGCAUUCGUUCUGUGUUUGGUGUUCCGGGUGAUUACAAUCUGCGCCUAUUGGACUUUGUGGAGCCAGCUGGACUACAUUGGGUUGGAAAUUGCAAUGAGUUAAAUGCAGCGUAUGCCGCCGACGGCUACGCGCGAAUCAAUGGACUCGGCGCUCUAAUCACUACCUUUGGUGUUGGCGAACUCUCGGCUCUUAACGGUAUUGCUGGAGCAUAUGCCGAAAAGACCGCCGUCAUUCAUAUUGUGGGCUCACCUGCCCGAAAUAUCCAGCAAUCACGGUCCUUGAUGCAUCACACUUUAGCCGAUGGGGACUACCGUCAUUUUGCUGCCAUCUCGUCCCAUGUGACAACUUCGCAGGUAAACUUGAUGGAUUCUCGCAUGGCUCCUGAAAAGAUUGACUGGGCACUGAAACAAGCCAUCAUUUAUGGUCGACCCGUGUACAUCGAAGUUCCCGACGAUAUGCCCGACGUUUUUGUCUCAGCAUCGGGUCUCAAAAAUCCCAUUGCAAUCCCCUCUGCUCCGCGGGCCAAUCAUGAGUCACAGCUUGAAACCCGAAUUCUCAGUCGGAUGUAUGAAGCUCAACGCCCACUCAUCCUUGUUGAUGGAGAGAGCAGACAUCUCAAAAUCCUCGAGCUGAUCGAUCAAUUGGUCAAAUCGAGCGGUUGGCCAACCUGGACAACAAUCUUCGGAAAGAGCUUGGUUAAUGAACAAUUACCGAAUGUUUACGGUAUUUAUUCCGGUAGUCUAGGCGUUCCAGAGUGGAAGGAUUACGUUGACUCGGCGGAUCUGAUCCUCAACUUCGGACCUCACCACACCGACACAAACUCGCAGUCAUUCAGCACAAUUGCAAGAAAGGAGGUCACUAUCACUUUUUCCGAGAGCACUGUUCAAGUUGACAACGAUGUCUACCGCGAUGUCUCGAGCUCUUUCCUUUCCCGAUUACUGAAAGACAUCGAUUAUGCUCGCCUCUCUAGGCCCACCGAACCUGCAAAGUUAGAUGUUUCCGUACAACCUGAAAUGAGUGAUUUGAUUGUGCAAAAAAGCUUCUGGCAUUAUAUCAAUCUGUUCAUCCACGAAGGUGAUCUCAUCCUAACCGAAACUGGUACCGCGGCACAUGGAGGGCGCAAUUUCAAAUUGCCUCCCAACACGCGCUUGCUUACCGCGGUGACCUGGUUAUCCAUCGGAUAUAUGCUCCCUGCAGCACUAGGUGCCGCUCUUGCCCAGCGGGAGCUGAGAGAAGGGAAUGAUUCUCGUGCGAUCCUAUUCAUAGGUGAUGGAAGCCUGCAAAUGACAGCACAAGAGAUCAGCACCAUCAUCAAGGAGAAGUUAGAUAUUAUUAUCUUCAUCAUUAACAACGCUGGUUAUACUAUCGAGCGCGCUAUACACGGGAGAAACCAGGCAUAUAACGAUAUUAUGCCCUGGAACCAUAGUCACAUUCUCAGCAUGUUUGGGGCAGAUACAAGUCAUGCAGCGAAGAAUAUGUUCUCUGCACGAACCUAUGCUGAGCUUGAAACUGCUUUGACUUCUGAGGAAAUUCAGCGAGGACAUGGUUUGAGAGUCGUUGAAGUUUUCAUGGAACGAGAGGAUGUUCAAGGUGCGUUGUUGAAGUUGUUGAACAAGCAGAUUGCCAGCGAACAAAAUUAG